AUGCAGAACGAGGAGGGGCAGAUGAUGGAUCUCUACAUCCCCAGGAAGUGGUUAGUUUCUUUAACCGCUCUUUAGAUUGCGAUAUACAUCCCGCAUCCCGUGGGUGGAAGUGUCAUUCGUAUUGUUAAAUAUGUUUCAUCUUCUUUGCGUGUGCGUGCAGUUCGGCGACGAACAGGCUGAUCACCGCAAAGGACCAUGCCUCUGUUCAGGUCAACAUUGGCCAUCUCGAUGAGAACGGCAUAUACACCGGGCAGUACACUACCAUUGCUCUUUGCGGGUACAUCCGCUCUCAGGUUCAGUUUUCCUGCCCCAAUACACACCUUUGAUGUAACCUGCCUGGUUUUGCUAUUCUUCCUUUUAGUUUUGUGUGUGACUGCAGCAUGUGACACCAUACCUUGAUUAGUUGUUCUUAUUGCUCUAGCGUGCGAUCUAGUAUCCUGCUUCAGCCAUAUGGUUUUAGAAUUUCGGAAAAGUGAUGGUAGUCUAGAACACAAAUAUUUGGUUAUUCUUUCGAGCUUAUUGUGAUCGAUCGGUAGUGGAGAAUUAAGUUCAUAACUUGAAAAACAGUGUGACGCACUAAUUGUGACCAUUUGCCAUGACGUCCAACCAUCAGGGCUGCUUACCUUUAUUCCUCCAUUCCCCUUUGGCUCUGUCAUCGUGUACCAAUGAUUUUGCAAGUUGUGCCCAGAAUUUUUGCAUCUGCCCAUGUGGAGAUUUCAUCGCUCUCCACGCCUCGUGCAAUGGAAUAAGUAAUGUGCUUAGAUGCGAUUAUGCUCGGCACGACUCUGCAUUGUUGUAUCAUGUGCAUCACACUGGUUUAGUCGACAGCAUACACACCAAGGAUAAUGGCUACCAUACACCCUUUUUUUGAAUGAUUCCGGUAACGUAUUCUUACCCAGUGGCCUUUCGUUCAAUUGGGCAGAUCUUUCUCCCAUCGCAGUCAAACAGUGUCCAUGUAUUUUUCCUUACAUGUACAUAUAUGUGUCGAUUGAUGUCAAUACAGGCGUCGAUCCAUAAGUGAUGAAUGUGGCAUGUGGAAGCUUAGAUCCUCUGUGCGUUUCUUUAGAAGGGUGCCCCUUUGCUCCCCCGCCCCAUCUCUUUACAGAGAAUCUUUUCCUAUCAUUUUUUUUUGCUCUAUCUGUUCAUCUGACUUCUGACUGGCUUCUCAGGGAGAUGGAGACAGCGCCCUGGAUAGACUGUGGCAGAAGAAGAGAACCGAAUCCGGUCAAUGA
This is a messenger RNA of Spirodela intermedia, 1232 nucleotides long. The record is from the annotation of a GenBank genome assembly. NCBI's taxonomy places the organism in Eukaryota, Viridiplantae, Streptophyta, Magnoliopsida, Alismatales, Araceae.